This is a messenger RNA of Rhagoletis zephyria (snowberry fruit fly), 780 nucleotides long. Its product is annotated as G-protein coupled receptor moody-like. Gene Ontology annotation, cellular component: membrane. Gene Ontology annotation, molecular function: G protein-coupled receptor activity. NCBI's taxonomy places the organism in Eukaryota, Metazoa, Arthropoda, Insecta, Diptera, Tephritidae. The record is from RefSeq and is a predicted model, not a curated record. Gene Ontology annotation, biological process: G protein-coupled receptor signaling pathway.
AUGCCCCGAACGCGGAACUCAACAGCGAUUUUUAUAAUGAAUCUGUCUUCAUCGGACUUACUUUUUGACUGUUUCAACCUCCCGUUGGCGGCUUCUACGUUUUUGAGGAGGUCUUGGAUACACGGUGAUCUACUUUGCAGGUUUUUCCCUCUAAUGCGUUAUGGUUUAUUAGCUGUUUCGCUAUUUACCGUAUCACUCAUUACUAUUAACAGAUACAUUAUCAUCGCACAUCCACGACAGUACUCCCGAAUCUACCAGCGUCGGUAUUUGGCCUUAAUGAUUGCGGGAACAUGGAUAACUGCCUUUUCCAUAAUGAUACCUACCUGGCGAGGUGUGUGGGGUAGAUUCGGAUUGGAUACAUCGAUUGGAUCCUGCUCUAUUUUGCUUGAUGACAAUGGCCACACUCCAAAAGAAUUUCUCUUCAUUGCUGCAUUUAUGGUUCCUUGCAUUUGCAUUGUGGUUUGCUAUGCACGAAUUCUUUAUCUCGUCCGAAAGGCAGCAUUUAGACACCGCGAAGCUCCUGCUAAAAAUAUUUCUUUCCAAAAUGAAAUUGCCAUUCCACCUCAACCCGACUCUGAAAAAAAUCUUAAUGACAAUCAACCUAUGAAAACCACUAAUGUGGCAGAAAUGCAUGAGGAAAUGAAACCAUUUGAUGUUUAUGAAGAAUUAGAAUAUAUCGACGUAAGUGACUCAUACGACAAUGGGCCGGAGUUCGAUGGAAUAGACAGUGUGCAAAAUCUUAAUAAAGAAGACAAUACAAAUACUAUUCAUGUAAAAAAU